UGUGUGUUGUCCCUCUCCCAGCCCCCUGCUAAGGAGGCCACUCCCUGUGAGUAUGCUGGCAUACUGGGGGACAGCUCGGAGUCUGACCAAGAGCCCAGUCCAGAGGACCAGCUGGCUGUCUCCUGGGAGAACCUUCCUAUACUGGAAAGACUGGGCCUCAGCACUGGUACAGAGAUGACUGAAGAGGAGGUAGAGAGUGCGUUUACCCAGCUGGCUCUGGCGUUCCGUUGUGACCAGUACACCCUGGCCCAGAGACUGCAGGCUGAGGAACACGACAGAACUGUGGCCCAGGAGAACCUCAACCUGGAACUGGAGCGUGCCAGAGACACUCUGCAGUCUCUGAGAGGUAGGUGUGUAGACGCUGAGCGGUCAGAGAUGUUGAGUUGUAUCGAGGCCAGUCUGGACACAGUGCUGGACGGCGUGAGUGACAUUAUCGCUGCUGCUGAGAUGCUGGGGUCCGUGCACCAGGAAGCGCGUGUGUGUUGUUCUGUGGAAAUGAUGGAGGUUCAUGUGGAACACCUGAAGCGUCGACAUGCCGUGGAGAGCGCCGAGCUGCUGGAGACCAGGAAGCAGCUCUACCGCAGGAUUCACAGCGACUCAGGCAAGUGCUGCCCCUCUGUGGCACGGAGGAACUAUGACACAGACAACAGAUAAUUGAUUUGUUGGGGGGUUACUUUGUUGU
Molecule: messenger RNA, 682 nt
Organism: Coregonus clupeaformis (lake whitefish)
Lineage: Eukaryota; Metazoa; Chordata; Actinopteri; Salmoniformes; Salmonidae
Product: inositol 1,4,5-triphosphate receptor associated 2-like
Exons: 6
Coding region: 175-654 (159 amino acids)
Cellular component (GO): endoplasmic reticulum membrane
Source: RefSeq, a predicted model, not a curated record